This is a messenger RNA of Lactuca saligna, 522 nucleotides long. Lineage: Eukaryota; Viridiplantae; Streptophyta; Magnoliopsida; Asterales; Asteraceae. The record is from the annotation of a GenBank genome assembly.
AUGACUCGAUUACCUUCUAUCGCACGCCUCUUUCUUUCUUCCUCACAUAAAGAGCGAGACUCUUACACGCAUCUCCCUCCAUUUCUUGUCAACACCUUCCUCCUUCUCAAUCAGAAUUCCACCACCACCAUGUCCGCAGAUCUAGAAUUCCGGCUGCAAGAACUCCCGGCAAUUCAGUUAACGUCUCUUACACUCAAGCUUCCAUCAACGGAACAGGAAUCGUCAGAGGAAUCAUGCAGAACUCAAUCAGAACAAGUUGAAGAAUGUGUAACGCCGACGUCACCGGAGCACAGGAUUCCCGAGAUUCUCAGCUGUCCUCCGGCGCCUAAAAAACAGCGGCAUGGCGCCUCUCCUUCCUGCAAAAGAAGGCUGACAGAAUUUCAAUUCUUCGAGGUUGUUGCAAGAGACGAAAUUGAUUCCUUCUUCAAGGCAAGCUAUGAAUUACUCAACCGAAAUUCAUCCAAAAAGCGGAGGACCCAUGCAGAGCUGUCUGUGUGUUGCUUGCUUGUAAUUGGCGCCUGA